UUGGAAAUAUGGAACAAAAAAACUGAUACAUUGUCCCUAUGCCAUAAUCUGAAACAUAAAUUGUCCCCUUGGUAUAAUUUUUUAAGAAAACCCAAUUAUAUCCCUCAUCUCAAAUGAUUUAAAAUGAUUUCGAUUUUUUAAAUAUAAUUAAUUAAAAAAAUAAAACAAAAAGAGAAAAUAAAACAAAAGGGGGAAAUCGUGUUUUAACCCUAAUAUCGUUUCUCUCCUUUGGCGAUACAGAGCAAAAGAGGAUUCUCAGAUCCUCGAUUUCUCAGAGGUCUCCUUGCCGUCGCCGGUCUUUCUUCUGACCGCUAGCACUCCGCCGGUGGUCUUCUUCUUCUUAAUCGAACCUCCGGCUCACUUCGCGUCUCGUUGUCAAUUAAAUCGCCGAACACAGAAGCUCGUACCUCGCCGGGAACUGAAGUUGUUACCUCGCCGCUCUGCAAUUCACACACUCAGCUUUAGUUUCAAGCAAAACAAUCGAGACUUUCAGGUAUGACGGUGGAUCAGUUGCCUAAAUGCCUAUUCAAAGAGGGUACCGAAACACAAGUUGAGAAGGUGAACAACACUUGUAGAACUUCUAUACUUGAGGAGGUGGAGAAGUACGUUGAGGCAGAGUACAAAGAAGUGUUGGCUGAUCCGCUGUUUGCUCAGGUUAUGGCAAUUUAUGAGCAUAAGCUUCAGUAUUCGGGGAGACUGAUCCACACCUUUGCUUGUAAGCAGCUUCUUACCGCAAAACGUCAUGAGUUGUGGUUCCAUUAUGCUCGGAGGCCUCUCAGAUUUGCGAUGCAAGAAUUCCAUGCGGUUACUGGUCUGAAAUACAAAGACGACGAGCCUGACUUGGGUAUUGAUGAUUGGAGCUAUGAUAAAGGGUUUUGGGGUAGGUUGCUAAGGAGGAAAAAAAAGAUUAGCUUACAGGAAAUCAGGAAGGUGCAUCUGAAGGAUUGUAAUACCUGGUCUCAUCUCGACAGGCUUAGGAUGGUGUAUUUGUGUGUGAUCGUUGGUUUAGUUAUGGCGAAGGAUGACACUACAAGAAAACAUGCCUAUUGCAACAGAAAUUUGCAACAGAAAUAUUCCCUCGCAAAAUUGCAACGGAACUACGAGUGA
This is a messenger RNA of Raphanus sativus (radish), 1107 nucleotides long. RefSeq lists its product as uncharacterized. The transcript has 2 exons. Bases 496 to 1107 code for a protein of 203 amino acids. The record is from RefSeq and is a predicted model, not a curated record. NCBI's taxonomy places the organism in Eukaryota, Viridiplantae, Streptophyta, Magnoliopsida, Brassicales, Brassicaceae.